Molecule: messenger RNA, 1207 nt
Organism: Spodoptera littoralis (African cotton leafworm)
Lineage: Eukaryota; Metazoa; Arthropoda; Insecta; Lepidoptera; Noctuidae
Source: the annotation of a GenBank genome assembly
AGUGUCAACUUGAUCAACAGCCAUCAUUCAAACAAUAGCUUGAUUUUUCCGAGUUUGUAGGUUAGGAUUGUGCAAAUGUAAGAAUAGUUCUUAGGUUAACAGCACACGUUAGGUCCACAGCGCAGUGCAAUGAUGUCGGCCGCCGUCCUGACAGGUGUAGCGCAGGAGUAUUUGCGCCUGCGCUCUCGGUCGCCGCCGCCAGCCACAACGCCCACCUGCCCCGUGCUGCUGGACCGACUCACGCUGUCCAGGGACCGACUUCCAACCUGCGAACCGCUUUGUUGCGUCGGGCACGAUAAAGAGCGCGUGGCCACAGCGGACGGAGUGGCGCGCAGCACAGUAGCGCGCUGGUCGGCUUACUUCUCCGUGCGCCCGCCGGCGGUCCCGGUGCAGUUGGUGCCAGUGUCUACACCUCCCAAGCUCCCCGCACUCUCGCCGCGGUCGUUCACCUCUUCACCUCCGCCACCUUCUUCUGACCUCACCACGCAACAGAAUAAGAUGCGAUGCAGAAAUGCGGUGCACGGUGUCCUGUGCGAGCUGAUGUCGACACUGCCGCUGCCGCCGUCACCGAUAAAGUCGCCCACGAGCCCCACAACUCCUACGAUCUCCGCGACCCCCGGGACACCCGCGACGCCCCCGACCCCCGAGACACCUGCGUACACAGCGCCACCCGUUCGAGCACAGCGCAUACGCCGCCUGGACAGGGAUUUGCUGCCACUGGCCUUGGCGAAGGAACGUAGCACAGACAGUACCGGAAGCACGGACAGCGUAGACAACGGUGCACGCCAUCGACAGCGUCGCCGUCCGCGACACGCGGCCACUCAAGCUCGGAGAACUAUUAAGCACGUUCCGCUAGACGAGUGCCAGAAAGCCACGACGGGCGAGCGAGAGCGUGCGACGGACGAGUGGCUGGGCGGAGUGCGCGCGCUGCGCGACUCGCACGUGCGGCUCGUGCUGCGCCAGCUGCGCCACAUCGAGCGCCUCAACCGCGCGCUGGACCGCGCCAGUCCGCGCAGUUCUCGAAGCCCUCGAAGCCCUCGAAGCCCCCGCAGCCCUCGUCCCCGGCCCCGCUGAGUGAUCCCAUCUCAAUAUAUGUACUUUUACAACACAUUACACCACCUUUUAUUUAUGCCUUCUACUCGGAUAUGUAAAUGUUAAGGGCAAUGCCGUAUGCCCCACCGUGUCCCCGGAUGGUUCUCGCAUUGAC